AUGGAGCAAAACUUCUUUUUCGUAGACGGCUUAAAUGCCGACAAAACUUCGAAAAAGCUCAUGCGACGACAUGUAAUGAAGGGCAAAAAUGCAGGCAAAACAUUUCAUCGACCAUCGCGGACGAGCCAAAUUGUUCAGUAUCGGCCAAUGGAAAGAAUUCCCAGACCACUCGCGACUCAAUUCUUCAGCUUCCCGUUUCCAGUACCGGUCACGAAAGUUGCUGGGAAAGCGAUAGAUGACUUCUUCAACGUGACAGUCGGGCACGUCUAUCCAGUUCAGUUGGGCUUCUCUGUCGAGAAGGACAAGGUCAAAUGGCUCGAGAUUAUGUUUCGCGAUAAAUCAUGCAAGUAA
Messenger RNA from Fusarium fujikuroi IMI 58289, 351 nucleotides. RefSeq lists its product as uncharacterized. Lineage: Eukaryota; Fungi; Ascomycota; Sordariomycetes; Hypocreales; Nectriaceae. The coding region runs from base 1 to 351 and encodes 116 amino acids. The transcript is spliced from 2 exons. The record is from RefSeq and is a predicted model, not a curated record.